CCACUGAAAGUGGAACGCGGGCCAGAUUUGACAUUUGAAGUAGAACCUAAAGCAGAAUUGGUCAAGGAAUUGUACAGAUUGGAGACAAAUAUGAGUUUACAUUUCGGAGGUGACUCAGGAUUAUAGCUGCGUAUUUCAUUUUCGGUUCUUGGACCUCUUGAAUUUAAGAUGAAGAGAGGGGCACAAGCAUCGGACGAGCCUCUGAAGAAGAGGAAGGUUCUCCAUGAGGACUCCUCUGAUGAAGAUGAGGAGUCUUCUCAAAGAACCCCCAGUCAGGACUCAAGUCAGAGCGAGUCUCUCAGCGAUGUUGAGGAUCACAAACCCAGUUUCUCCAGACCUUCUAAUUCCCAGAAUGCCGAGGGCAAUGAGGCCUCUUCCAAAUUUUCAAUGUAUAACAGAGUCUCUCAGAAACUCAUGGCCAAAAUGGGUUUCAGAGAAGGCGAGGGUUUGGGAAAGUUCGGUCAAGGGCGGAAAGAGAUCGUAGAAGCAUCCACCCAGCGUGGUAGGCGAGGUUUGGGUCUGACCCUGAAGGGCUUCCAGGGCAACCUGAACAUAGACUGGCAAGAUGAGCCGGAGCCAAGUGCUAUAGAAUCAGUGACGUGGUUUCCAGAAAGUUCUCCAGAGAUCCCAGAUGCAGAUGAGCUGAAGGAUUGGAUGACUGUGGGCCAGAAAAAAUUAAAAAUUGAUGAUGAAACUGAAUUUUGCUCAGAGAAUCUACUGCAUCUCCUUCUUCGCUGCAAAACAGUGUUUGACGACUUGGAGGGGGAGGAGAUGAGGCGAGCACGUACUCGAUCAAACCCUUAUGAAACAAUCCGAGGGGCUUUCUUUCUCAACAGAGCUGCUAUGAAGAUGGCCAACAUGGAUCAUGUUUUUGACUAUAUGUUCACUAACCCAAAGGAUUCUCAAGGGGUGAGACCACAGACGCGUGAUAAGGAUGGUGAGUUGCUGUAUUUUGGAGACGUGUGCGCAGGACCGGGAGGAUUCUCUGAGUAUGUGUUGUGGCGGCGGCGCUGGCAUGCGAAAGGUUUUGGGAUGACGCUCAAAGGAUCCAAUGAUUUCAAACUGGAAGAUUUCUAUGCUGCUCCCAGCGAGCUCUUUGAGGCCUACUAUGGUGAGGGUGGGAUUGAUGGCGAUGGUGACAUCACGCGGCCGGAAAACAUCACUGCGUUUCGUAACUUUGUCUUAGACAGCACUGAAGGGCGGGGCCUGCACUUCUUAAUGGCAGAUGGGGGUUUUUCUGUGGAGGGCCAAGAGAACAUUCAGGAGAUCCUGAGUAAACAGCUCCUUCUGUGUCAGUUCCUCACUGCCAUGUCUGUCGUCAGACCAGGUGGCCAUUUUGUGUGUAAGACGUUUGACCUGUUCACACCGUUCAGUGUGGGCUUGAUUUAUUUGCUGUACCUCUGCUUUGAGAGGGUCUCGCUCUUCAAACCCGUCACCAGCCGGCCUGCCAAUUCAGAGAGAUAUGUGGUGUGCAAGAGUUUAAAGCCAGGCACUGAUGCUGUCAGAGAAUAUAUGUUCACCAUCAACCUGAAACUGAAUCAGUUCCGACACUCAGACAGAGACGUUACCGAAGUCGUGCCUCUGGACAUCAUUAAAGGAGACACUGACUUCUUCCAAUUCAUGAUCAACUCCAACGAAAGCCAUUGUGCAGUACAGAUCAAAGCCCUGGCUAAGAUCCACACGUACGUCAGAGAUACGACACUGUUUGAGCCCAGGCAAGCAGACAUCCGCAAAGAAUGUUUCAAACUGUGGGGGAUUCCUGAUAAAGCCAGAGUCACUCCUCCAACAUCAGAUCCGAAAACAAAGUUCUAUGAGCUUGUGAAGGGCUCAGAUAUGGACAGUUUUAAUUCCAUACCAACUGCACUGAACUCAGGAAAUCUGGAUAAACUACAGCACGUACUGGACUACAGGUGCAUUGUGGGAGGAGGAGAACAGCUCUUUCUCCUGGGAUUUGGGAGAUCUCAGAUCUACACGUGGGACGGCAAAGCCCCGUCACGCUGGAAGAUGCUGGAGAACUUCAAACUGGAGCUGCCCAGAGACACACUACUGAGCGUAGAGAUCGUCCAGGAGCUGAAGGGAGAGGGAAAAGCCCAGAGAAGAAUCAACGCUGUGCACGUUCUCGAUGCUCUUGUUCUCAACGGCACUGACGUCAGAGAUCAGCACUUUAACCAGAGAAUACAGAUGGCCGAGAAGUUUGUGAAAGCUGUGUCCAAACCCAGCAGGCCAGACAUGAACCCCAUCCGAGUAAAGGAAGUCUAUAGGUUAGAGGAGAUGGAGAAGAUCUUUGUGAGGUUGGAAAUGAAGGUAACCAAGAGUUCGGGUGGGAUGCCAAGACUGUCGUACACAGGCAGAGAUGACCGUCACUUCCUCCCUAGCGGCCUUUACAUCAUCAAAACAGUCAAUGACCCAUGGACCAUGGCGUUCAGCAAAAGUUCUAAAAGAAAGUUUUUCUACAAUAAGCAGACCAAAGAAUCAACUUAUGCACUGCCGCCUGGUUCUGUGGCACCAUUCCAUGCAUGUCAUCAAGACAGGCUGUUUUGGGCUUGGGAGGAGGGUGUCCGAGUUCAUGACUCCCAGACGCGGGUCAACCCCGACAAACUGUCUAAAGAUGACGUACUUUCCUUUAUCCAUCAGCACUGUCAACAAUAAAAACACAAGUACACAUCACACGGAACAUAGCAUAGACUGGACGUUCUCCUCACCACCAGGGGGCACUGUAGCUUUCACCAGAGUCUGCUGAGAAACAUUCAAACUCAUUCAACGUGUUUCUUCACACUUCAAGGCUCUCUCCAAAAUAGCCCCUGUGAGUUAUACGACAGGGCGUCUUGGUGCUCGGUGGUGUGUAUCUGCGUGUGUCCAUUAUCUUCAGAGGAGAAAGAAACUUAGAUGACAUUGCUUUUCCCUUGUCCACAUGUUUUUUUCUCCUGAACUUCAAAACCUGCUUCCUCACAUGAAUUAUUCCUCCACUAAUCGAUCAGAUGUGUAGCUGCAGAUUCUACUCAUCAGUGCAAACCAUUAGAUAACCAUGUAAAACAGCAUGACAGUGUGCAUUCGCUCUACUGUGUGCAUGCGCUGCCUUGUUUUGCUCAUUUAGUUUUUUCAAACAUUAGAAUGGGUAUUACUUGCAACGUUAGAAUGGGUAUUACUUGCCAUUUCUGGUGGUUUUGGAAAAGGAUUUGAAUUUUAAACCUGUUUGUGAUGUUGAUUACAUUAAACCACUGAGGAAGUUUAUUCCUUGAGUAAUCGUGGUCCGCUUCAUUAUUCGUCUAUUGGGUUUAAAGUCAAUGAAAUGGAAGCAGCGACAGAUGUUUUCUUGCGUGUAAAAAAGAACAAAUGAAGGGCGG
Sinocyclocheilus rhinocerous is the source of this 3344-nucleotide messenger RNA. It is a transcript of the gene cmtr1, whose product is annotated as cap methyltransferase 1. Gene Ontology annotation, biological process: 7-methylguanosine mRNA capping; methylation. The coding region runs from base 169 to 2649 and encodes 826 amino acids. Gene Ontology annotation, molecular function: methyltransferase cap1 activity; protein binding; nucleic acid binding. NCBI's taxonomy places the organism in Eukaryota, Metazoa, Chordata, Actinopteri, Cypriniformes, Cyprinidae. The transcript is spliced from 24 exons. Gene Ontology annotation, cellular component: nucleus; cytoplasm. The record is from RefSeq and is a predicted model, not a curated record.